Messenger RNA from Paramuricea clavata, 6451 nucleotides. NCBI's taxonomy places the organism in Eukaryota, Metazoa, Cnidaria, Anthozoa, Malacalcyonacea, Plexauridae. The record is from the annotation of a GenBank genome assembly.
AUGCUGGAAACCAAAGAAAAUGCAAUCAUUGAAUGGAAUAAUCUGAAAACAGAUGGAGUCAUCACAGAGAGCACUGUUGGCAAUAGGUUUACAGUAAAAAUCAGCGAAACAAAAGUACUUACACUAAAAAAUCUAUUCAGGCUAUUGCAAUUUUAUCCUGACAUAUACGAAGGACGAGAAAAGAAGCACACAUCAUUUGAAGUUCCAAUUGGAGGAAAAGUAAGGAAAUUUCGUUUGGCUACAAGUAACCCUCGAUUUGGCGGCGUGCACCAGAUUUCUGUUUACUCCUACGACGACGACUGGCCAGGAACUACAAAAAGGGGGGGAAAGGGGCUUCCGAGUUAUGAUGUAAUGGUAGACAGAGUUCUUCGGCAGUUUCCCAACCACAAAACAUUAGCAGAAACAAUGGUAACAUCAGUUGACAAAACCCUUCGUGAGCAACCGAAUUUUGAGAACGUUCUAAAAGUUGGUGGCGUCGGACCAAGCACCGCCGAUACGGUUCGCGCUACGGUAGAAUUUUUGAUUAUUUCAAUGAUAGCGGAGGCUGCACAGCCUGCUGUUCAGUUCAAAACUAAUUUUAUAAAACAACUUGCAACAAAAAUCAAAGCUGGAAAACACUUUCCUAAACCAGAGGAUCUUCCAAAGCUUGUUAAGGUUGCAGGUCCAUCAGGCCGAACUCCUGCAAUGGACGAAAUAGUAAGGAAUGGACUUGAUUGUGUAUCAAAUGCAAAGAGGAAAUUUCACGAGGCGUUUGGUUCAUCCGAAUUUCCUACACGUGAUACCGGUGGGACCAAAAAAGGACGCCAAUUGAUGCACGAAAAAGGAUCUGAAACAGUUACCGCGUUUGCCUCACGCAAACGAGCAGCCCAAAGGCACGACCACAAAGAAAUCGAAAAAAAACUAGAGGAACUAUCAAGGGGAUACUGCGGAGGAACACGACGAAUAAAGAGAGCGUCAUGCUCAUUAGAAGAUAAAAAUUCAGUAACGGUUGACGAAGAUUCCAUCAAAAUAACAGAUCGAAAUGUUGAGUUUGAUGUAGUAGAUCGUCGGAAGGCAAAGGAACGAAAACACAUGACGCUAUCAUUAGAAGAUCUUGAUCUGGCAACACCAAAGCUUAUCCAGGAGCAUAUUACUAAAUCUCGAACCCCAGGAGCAACUAAGGCUUAUGCUAAGAUAAACAAAGGACUUGCUGUUCAUGGUCUAAUAUUUUCCGUUUUAGGGGCAGCCGAUUACUUUUCCAAUGGUGACAACAUUCGCGGAGGAUUUUCGUUGUCUCAGUCUGUGCACACUCUGGGUGGACUAACCAGUUUUAACGAAAUUGUGUCGAAGGUUGGCAAACGAAUUUUGAUUAACGCAGCCAAGGGAGUAGCAAAAGGUUUAAACUUAGAGAAAGGGCUAGAAAGAUUCUCUAACAAGGUAGAAAACUUUAUGGAGAAAGGAGUGGGGAAAAUGCUUGGAGACAUUCCUGGGGUAGGACUUGUGUUUGAUGUCUACUUCAUUGAGCAGGACGUGGAACAGUUGGCUAAUUUAGACUUCAAUAAUCCUGAAGAUGUUAAACUGCUUCCGCUCCGAGUGGUUGAUUUAGUCCUCGAUAUUGACACAACAGUACUCAACUUAAUCGGAACAUUUUGUCCGGCAGCAGAGAUCAUCACAGAGCCCCUUGUGAUUAUCCUCUCAAUUAUUCGAAUGGCUAUUGACGACUUUUAUAUUGAUAUAAUGGACGAAAUGGAGAAAGUGAAUUGGAAAAGUCCCUGGGCCGGCUUGGAGUUUCUAGGAGCGCUAGUUAAAGGAUCCAUUGAAGGAGCUGCCGAUUUCUUUACGGGAGGAUUGCGAAGGCAGAUGGAGUCUUAUCGGAAACAGGAGCAACAUGAUAAGAAACUAGUUCAGAACCUAACAAAGUUUGAAAGUUACUAUAAAAUUGUGGGGAAAACGGAAGGCGACCAUAAAACAAUCGACUUUACCAAAGGCAUGCUGUCUAGUUUUGGCGGCUAUAUCAACUUCAGGCUGUUAGACAACAAUCAUGCAAUGCUAGAAAUUGGAGAUGUUAGUGGUCCGGUCAAUGACAAACAUCACACCAUACGAAAGACAUUUAAGAUUGACCCCAAUCUUAAUGACAUUGUGCUUGGUUUAGGAGAAUCCAGAACUUUCACGUACAAGCACAAAAAAGCCAAGCUUUGGUUUGUGAUUCCGAUCAAAUCUUAUAAAGUUAUUUGUGGAGCCAAUAUGCACGAAAAAUCAGUUUAUGGAACGUAUUAUGGCAACUCAAAAAACAAUACAUUUUAUGCCGUACAGAAGCCUAAAGACACAACGACACCAGGCAAGGACGAAAACAAAGCUCACGAGGAAUGCAAUUUUGGAAAUUUAAAUGUGAAGUUUGCAACUGGCAAUUAUCAUUACAAUCUCUAUGGGCGGGGAGGUCGGGACACCUUUUAUUUAGGACCCGAAAUGUCAACUGUGACAGGAGGAGAAGAUACUGACGUGUACAUUAUCCAAUCAGACGGUGGUAAAACCAUUAUUGACAACUUUGCAGAAGAUGCGAAGCGUGACAUUGUUGUAAUUAACGUUCACUAUGACAGUAUCGAGUGCCAUCAGAGCAGAAAGGACCUUGAUGUUAUUUACUCUAAGAGCCACCAUAUUCGUAUAAAGAACUGGUUCACUCCCGGAAAUGUUAACUACUACAGACAUAUAACAUUUCGUAGUAAAGAUGGAGUAAUUUUUGUUCCCAAAGAGACGUCGGCAAGUAGCGCCGAAAAUGCAGUUCAGUGCUCGGCAGUUGCUCUUGAUCUCAGCUCCGCAAAAGCUCCACAGAGGGCAUCCCUUACUGAUUCGAAAUUCAUACACGUCAAACAGGUAACUGGUUCCAAUGAAAUCGACAAUAUUGUUGGUAAUGACGUCAACAACAUUCUUGAUGGAGGGAGAGGGGCAGACUAUCUGACUGGAGGGAAAGACGAAGACACCUACAUCAUUAGAGCCAAAGAAGGAUGCGACACUAUUGACAACAAUGCUGAAGACUUCUUGAAUACCACUGACGUUUUAGUUUUCGAAGUACCGUUUGAUGAGAUAGAAGUACAUACAAGAGGAAAUGAUCUUUCAGUAACGGACAGAAACAAUCCACAGACCUCGUGCUUCACCGUGUCGAACUGGCUCUUAGGCUACCAAUACAGACAUAUUCUCUUUACUUCAUCAGAUCACGUGGUUUUCAAUGUCACUACCAGCAAAUCUGGAAGAGUAACCAAAGUGCCAAUUAUGCUGGAUUAUAAAACCUCUGCCAGUGCAGUCUGUGUUGAUUUGUCCGAUUCCGCUAGCCAAGAUUGCAUCAAGCCACCUGGUUUUGCUUAUGUCGCUACCAUCUCGGACUCCCCAUUGAGUGACCACAUUGUGGGAAAUGCACAGUCUAACUUCUUGAGUUGCAGCGGUGGAGAGGAUUUUCUUGAGGGCGGGGAAGGUAGUGACAACUAUGUUGUAAAGAAAUCAUGCACGAAAGCCACAAUUAACAAUUUUGACAGUCGUAAAAAAUCGGAUUUAUUGUACAUUGAUGCGACCUUUGAAAUCCUACAGUCAGAGAAGCAUAACUCUGAUUUGAGAAUAAUUUCUAAACGCGGGACACCAGAAAUCACUCUUCGCAGUUGGUUUGAAUCGAAUGAGAGCCAACACCUUGGAGUACGAACUGCGGAUGGAGUUACUUUAAGAAUUGGAGAAGAGGGACAACUCGAGCCCAUUGAGGUGUCUAAGGAUCCCAAUGAAUGUCGGUGCAAAAACGCAGAAUGUAACACCGACGUGAUCACCUACAAUCUCAGUGAAGCUCCUUGGACAUCUGUAAUCCGUUUUCAGUUGAAAUCCAGUCACUGUAGUUACACAAUUUAUGGAAACAGUCUCAAUAAUUACCUUGACCCAGGGGCAGGUAAUGGCUACAACUAUCAACAUUUGGAAGGAAGAGGUGGAUCUGACACUUAUGUUCUUAGCCAUGGAUAUGGAGAGUUUAACGAGAUCAACAAUUUCGCCGACGACAACACGACAGACAUUCUUCAGUUUGGAGUGGAAUUUGAAGAUAUAGGCGUAUAUUUCCACGCCGAGAAUGACGUAAUUCUUGCAUCAAAGUCACGCUCAAGCUCUCUUAGUGUUCGAAUUCUAGAUUAUUUUCGCAGUUACAAGUAUCAACAUCUUCAGAUUGUCACAGCAAACAAAGUUACCUUUGAAAUCAUGCAGGAGCACCCGUACAGAAAAGUUAUCUCCGUCGAUCGCACUCACGUUGACUCGCCACAAAACAUUAGUCCUGAUACAAAUCCCAUAAUCGCACAAGCCAAAGACUUGAAAGGAUCCUUCUACCAACGAGCUUAGUGGCAAUGACCACACUCGAGAAAUUGAUGGAGGAUCCCAGGGAGACAUUCUUCGUGGAGGAGACAACGGUACAGUGUUAGAGGGCAAGGAAGGGAAUGACAAGAUUUACGGUGGUGCUGGAAAUGACAUCAUAUUUGGCGGAGACGGAAAUGAUGCAAUUAAUGGCGGUGCUGGAGAUGAUUACAUUUACGGUGGUAACGGAAAGGACAUCAUUGACGGCGGGGACGGUAGUGACACAUUAAUUUUUAGUGGUAACGGCUUUCGACGUGAAGGUGUCCGAGUUGAUCUAAAUAUUGGAUUUGGGAAGAAAGUAGAUGCGGAAGGGGAUAAAUAUCUGAAUGUUGAAAACGUUUUUGGUACAAUUCACGACGACGUCAUGGUUGGAUCCUUUUCAAACAACAAACUUUAUGGGCUUGAUGGAAAAGAUACAUUUAUUGUUCUUGGUGGUGACGAUUUGCUGGUUGGGGGCGAAGAAAAAGAUUUGUAUAUACUCCAUCAAGCCUCGGGGAUAAAAGUAAUCGACAACUAUGCAGAAGACGAAGUUGAGGACACUCUGUCAUUACUUUAUUUCAAUUCUGUCGAUCUGUGCGCAUUCUUAGUUGGCAAUGACUUACAUUUGCAAGUCGCUAUGACAAACGUAGCUUCUGCGUUGUAUCAUGGUCGACAUCUAGCAAUAACGAUGAUCAACUGGAAAGUAAGUGAAAAAUACCGGCAUAUGAAGAUUGCAUUUAAUGACACACUGUGGGAAGGAGUUGCUCUAUCAGGGAUCAUUUCCAAGUUUUACGAUUUAGAAAAUAGUGUGAAUUAUGUCACUACUGGUACAAACCUACGUGUUACAUCUAAAAGUGACACAAAAAUACGUUUAGCAUGGAGAAAAAUCGACAGUCUUUUGUUGUCUUAUCCGAAUACUAAACUUUAUCUUAUAAAUUUUAACUGGCGUGAACCACAAAACGUACACACAACACCUGUGAAUAGUCAGACUUCAGUCACGGUUUCGUCACUAGAAUCUGCUGCCCACUACGUAUUUUCUCUUGUGCUGAAGAAGUGUAAUACUACAGUUGCUGUAUCUUAUACAUUGACAACGUUUGGACGCGAGAGAAAUUGCCCCGCAGCGCUGGUACAAUAUUCGACCGUGCAAUACUCUCCAGGAACUGUUGUAUCUACACCUAAUCAUGGGACUAUUGCCACUGUGACAUGUAAUACUGGAUACACCAUUGAAGACCGAAUGGCCGCAAGAAAAAGCACGUGCAUUGAUGAGGAAUGGAUCCCUUCACUUCCGACUUGCAACAGAAUACAGCAAUGUUCAACUCCCAAAAAACCAACCAACGGAGAGGUUUCUGCAGCAGUACUCGACGAAGGAUCGAAAGCGCAUUACGUCUGCCAUAAAGGAUACCGUCUUAGUGGUCCCAAGGAGCGUACGUGUGUACAUGAGUUCUGGAGUGGAACUGACCCUGCGUGCCAGCCUUUGAACUGCCCGAGACAAUUAAACGUUGACAAUGAAGAAUUCUAUCCGUGUAGCUACAUGACGCAUGCAAACAUGUAUGGUACGAUAGAUAGUCCUCUUGAGGGUUACUGCAUUAGACUUCAGUGCUCUAACCCCAAUUAUAGACCUAGUCACGAAUUGCAAGGCAAAAUUUAUGGUCCGCGAUGGGAGAGUGACUGGAAUAUACCACAAGGAGGAAGAGUGUGUAAUGAUGGAAAGUGGAUUGGCUAUGUGGAUGACAAGUGUGAACCAACAUCGAAACUGUUUCACGUGGAAGAUGAGUGGAAUAUGAAAAAGGGUUUGCUAAUUCUUUGGGAAAAUGGUGCUUGGAACGUAGCCUCUUCUUCACCAAACAACGAAAGAUUGCGCCUCUCGUGCAAGAGCAUGGGAAUAGAUGACCCGCAGCAUGUGACUUACACUCUGAACAGAAGAUCACAGAUAAAAGUUGCUUGUACCAAACUACGUUUAGUAGCUCCUAAACCAACCAGAUAUGAAGGCAAAAUUGAAGUGUUGAAUAACAACGGACAAUGGGAAGGAGUUUGUGUGACGAAACAGGAACGCAAGCGAGUAAUACUGCGAGCAACGAAAUUUGUUAUGCACUUGGCUUCAACUUCAGAACAUCGGUGGUAA